AUGAUAUUUGCUAGACAAGAGGAGAAAAUUCCCCCGUAUACUCAUGAUGUACAAUUUAAUCAUAAAAGAUAUUUAGAUGUUUUGAAGCAUGAAUUUUUAGAACGGUAUGCUAAUCCACCAAUACAGGAGUUGAAAACAGUUGAUGAUUUUGAUCCAGUCGCUACGUUAGGCUUUGGAUCAUUUGGAACUGUGCUUCUCGUCAGGGAUAAGUCUACCUUCGAAUACCACGCUAUGAAAGCUUUAGAAAAGGCUCAGGUAGUAAAGAAGAAGAAUAUAAAACAGCUAUUACAAGAGAAGAAGAUCUUAGAGAGUGUCACUUUUCCGUUUGUUCUCAAUUUAGAGUAUAGUUUCAAAGAUAACGUGUACCUUUUCCUUAUUACGCCGUAUGAGUCCGGUGGAGAGCUAUUUACUUUAUUGAAGAAAUUAGGUAAUUUUUCUGAACCUCUAGUACAAUUUUAUUCAACACAAAUGGUCUUGGCGUUAGAAUAUUUACACCAUUGUAGUGUGAUACACAGAGACGUUAAACCCGAAAAUAUAUUUAUUAACGAAUCAGGAUAUAUUAAAUUAGGUGACCUUGGUUUUUGUAAAAUAAUUCGAACUAGAACUUGGACGAUCUGCGGGACACCGGAGUACAUAGCUCCAGAGAUUAUUCUGUCAAAAGGUUACACAUUCUCCGUUGACUGGUGGUCUCUAGGAAUACUUAUUUAUGAAAUGACAGCUGGAUAUCCUCCGUUUUACAGCUCCGAUGUAAUGAAAAUGUAUGAAAAGAUAUUGGGUGGGUCGUUUAAGACCCCAGACAAUAUGACUCCUUCGUGCAAGUCAUUGGUAUUUCGAGCACUAGAAUAUCCAGCAGAAAUGGCGAAACAAGAAUAUAUUCGCGACCGUUUACUCACAGAACGGUGGAAUUUGAUACGAGUGGUUUCCGAUUACAAUUUUAAUGGUACUGAAGUUGUGAGUAUGGAGAAAUUGCUCAGCGAUCAGCUAUCAAUUUAUGAAAGAGUGCUAGAAGAAGCAUCAGGAAGCGGGUUAUCAUUAGAGAUUGAGAAAAACUUUCCGGCUUUAGAAGAAAAGUGGAGUAUACUGCAAGCUGUUUUCUUUUCUUCCACUGUGCUCACUACUAUAGGAUAUGGGAACAUCGUGCCUGAAACCUUUUGGGGAAGAUUGUUCUGCAUCAUUUAUGCCUUAGUUGGAAUUCCGCUAACACUCACGGUUAUUGCAGAUUUGGGUAGAGUGUUCGCUACUUUCGUCUCAGUGAUGGCCAAACAUUUACCGGAGAUGCCCAAAUGGUGUAGUCGAGUAUCAGAAGUAAAUCCAGCUGGCCAACGUUCGCUCUAUGCAUUCUGGGCUGUGGGAUUUCUUUUUGUUUACCUCUCCGCUGGUGCUGGAUUAUUCAAAAUGUGGGAGGACGAUUGGACCUUUUAUGACGGAUUUUAUUUCUGUUUUAUCACUAUGACAACUAUUGGUUUCGGUGAUCUUGUUCCAAAAAGACCAAAGUACAUGCUCCUAUGCACGUUGUAUAUAUUAAUCGGUCUAGCUCUGACGUCUACUAUUAUCGAGCUAGUGCGUAGACAAUACGCUCGCUCCUGGCAACAACUGCGGGCUCUGUCAGGUCCCUUGGCAGACACUUUGCGAAGACUGGGCGACGCCGGGCGGGGAGUCGACGUGUCUGCCUUACACGAUCUACGGAAGGUUUUGACGGUCGUGACAAUGCCACGAAUGGGCGGUGGUCGAGAGUCCCUCGCCGAUAAGCGACAACUGGAAUGGGAGGCAGCUUUAGAAGCAGUCAUACGAAAUAUAAACAACCCGUCUCCAGCUCAGCAGAAACCCCCGAUUGUUCAAAUUGUUAUUUACGAGUCUUCCGUAUAA
Molecule: messenger RNA, 1866 nt
Organism: Leptosia nina
Lineage: Eukaryota; Metazoa; Arthropoda; Insecta; Lepidoptera; Pieridae
Source: the annotation of a GenBank genome assembly